AGGCAUUUCACAUGGCAUUUCACCCUGAUUUCACCCCUUAUAUAUAUGUCAAUGAUUUCACCUCGGGGUUACCUUGCGUUCUCAUGGACGCCUGGCCAAUAAAUGCUAUUGAAGGGCGGGUCUUGGUCUUGGCGUGGCCAUAGUGGGAUUCGUAUAUUGCCUCCCGAUCUGCUCCAGAUCCGCCGGCAAAUGUUUUCCACUCCAUGAGCUAUGCUCCGCCCUCGACGCUCGUCACAACUACUUUUCGGAUUGUGCCCCGGCUGUAUGGAAAGAACUCAGAAGAGCUAGCUAGUUUUAUUCAGACGGAAAAUGUGGUCUGUCUGAUCUCCUACUUCUAGCCGAGCUUCGUCCACAUUACUUUAUAUAGUCAACGUAGAAGAGACAGGCAGAGGGAAUGUGCAGGAGGACAUAAUCGACGUUUCUUUGAGCAAGCCGCACAACGUAUCCUAACAAAUAAAAACCAUAACAUUAUCACAGCCACAACAAUGCACUUGUCCUUAUUUUGCCUCGCCAAGCCUGUUCUUCAUGGAUACUUCAGAAGUUCCUGCUCAUGGAGGGUUCGCAUUGCUUUUGCUCUCAAAGGUAUUGAAUAUGACCAGGCUCCAGUAAAUCUGAUCAAAGAUGGAGGUCAGCAGCAUACUGAACAGUACAAGGCAUUAAACCCUAUGCAACAAGUGCCUGCAGUUGAAAUUGAUGGCAUCACCCUUUCUCAGUCACUGGCAGUGAUCCAGUACAUCGAUGAGACCAGGCAAGGCCCUCGGCUUCUCCCAGCAGACCCAAAGAAACGUGCCCAGGUUCGGAUGAUAAGUGAUGUCAUUGCCUCUGGGAUACAGCCUCUGCAGAAUCUAUACGUGAUUCAGAAAAUAGGAGCAGAAAAGGUGCAAUGGGCUCAGCACUUCAUUGAUCGCGGCUUUCAAGCUCUUGAGCCCAUUCUGAAGCAAACAGCAGGGAAAUACUGUGUAGGUGAUGAGAUAUCCAUGGCAGACAUAUGUCUGGUCCCACAAGUCUACAAUGCAGAGAGGUUCAAAGUGGACGUCGGGCAGUAUCCAACUAUCAAAAGGUUAAAUCAGACCUUAGUUGAGAUUGAAGCUUUCAAAGUGACCAACCCAUCUUGUCAGCCAGACACACCUGCUGAUCUGCGUGCAUAGAAUAACCACUCAAUAGUUUCAGACAACCAUGCAACUUUGUACAUUGUUAAAUAAAAUGCUUUGAAAAUAA
Molecule: messenger RNA, 1218 nt
Organism: Perca flavescens (yellow perch)
Lineage: Eukaryota; Metazoa; Chordata; Actinopteri; Perciformes; Percidae
Gene: gstz1
Product: glutathione S-transferase zeta 1
Exons: 9
Coding region: 486-1148 (220 amino acids)
Biological process (GO): glutathione metabolic process; L-phenylalanine catabolic process
Cellular component (GO): cytoplasm; mitochondrion
Molecular function (GO): maleylacetoacetate isomerase activity; glutathione transferase activity
Source: RefSeq, a predicted model, not a curated record